AAAAGCGCAUGUCUCGCACCAGGAACAUCAGUCCAUGAAAUAAAGUGCAAGGAUUAUUAACCAUGUCUCGCGAUAGUUUCGUAUUACUCCUAAUGAUUGGAGUGCUUUGCAGCAUGACUAACGCACAGAGACGGUGUCCGAGAAAUCAAGAAUGGACCACUUGUGGAUCGGCAUGUCCACCAUCUUGCAACUCGCAACCUAAUCAACCCUGCACUCUGCAAUGCGUGAUAGGAUGCCAAUGCAGACAAGGAUUUCUGCUACAUUCCUCAGGAAACUGUGUGCACCCUACACAAUGCUAGAAAUUAACAAAUAUGUACUUACUAAGGAGUUGAGAAAUUUUGUUUAACGUCAACGAUAUUUUUUACAAAAAUUUCAACUAAAAAUCAUCGGCAUGCUAAUAUCAACAUGUAAUAAAUGCAAUUUGACACAUUAUUAAUGUUUAUAUAUGUUUACUGAUUAAUAAAAAACAAACAAGAUUAAUAAUA
This is a messenger RNA of Temnothorax curvispinosus, 485 nucleotides long. Its product is annotated as chymotrypsin inhibitor-like. The transcript is spliced from 3 exons. The record is from RefSeq and is a predicted model, not a curated record. Lineage: Eukaryota; Metazoa; Arthropoda; Insecta; Hymenoptera; Formicidae. The coding region runs from base 63 to 299 and encodes 78 amino acids.